Molecule: messenger RNA, 15011 nt
Organism: Ceratitis capitata (Mediterranean fruit fly)
Lineage: Eukaryota; Metazoa; Arthropoda; Insecta; Diptera; Tephritidae
Gene: ds
Product: protein dachsous
Exons: 13
Coding region: 557-12103 (3848 amino acids)
Biological process (GO): homophilic cell-cell adhesion
Cellular component (GO): plasma membrane
Molecular function (GO): calcium ion binding
Source: RefSeq, a predicted model, not a curated record
AAUAAAUAAUGAAAUCAUAUAUGUAUGUAUAUGAAAAUAUAUGUGCAAAACAAGUAUUAUGAAGUGUGGUGUUGCAAGAAAUAAUAUAAAAUUGCAAUUUUAAGCAUUUGUUAUUGUCAUUUGUUGCCGACUAUACAUAUAUACGCAGCAACAAAUAAGUAAACAAGUAAAUAAAGAGUAACAAGUUGCAUUUUGGCAACAACAAAUCAAUAAAUUUUAUAUAUAUAUACAACAAUUUUUCAACAGCUUCAAGUGCUACGAGCGCAAGUGUUCAGACCAAGUGCCACAAAACUCGCUGAAUACGCGCUGGAAUAACAAUAACAUCAAGUUGCUAUUGGAAAAAAGAGGAAUACCACUGCCAGUGUCUUUUGGGAAAUCUCUAACUUUUCGAAAUGUCAUAAAUGACAAAAUCCCUUGGAACUCUUACAAUAAUGCAGACAUACAUCAAUAGGAAAUACUCCUCCUGUGAAGCAUGAAUGUCACUAGUCGUAACACGCAUUACGAAAUCUGGCACUAACGAGCUUCCACGAGCUGCUCUCCGGAGAGCAAACUCAAAAUGGUGAAAUAUAAAGAUAAUACGAAAAUGCCGAGUAUACGAAAGGAAGAGCAGCCCUUUUUUAUGUCAACAAUAGUUAAUGAUUUAUUACGAUGGAAAACGGUGACGCAACAAAAAGUGAAGGAGCAAAGAUGCCUGCCUUACACCAGACUGAAUACGGAAAACACAACACCCGCGGAAAUACAGCGCCCGUACUAUAGUCACAGCAAACAUGGACGUUUAGCGAGGCUGUUAAGCUUAUUUGUAACGCUUUGCUUGUUGCAUGCCUCGUGCGUCACAGCCGAACAUGUACGCGAACUCGAAGUGUCCGAGGGUGUGCCUAUCGGUCAUCAAAUCGGUUUUAUCGGCGAAUUCUCGCAUGGCGUAGAUAGUGGACCACCGUAUCUAAUCGUGCCGGUACCGGGUAGUGGCGUAGACACCGAUCUGGCCAUCGACCAUACAACCGGUGAAAUACGGACUAAAGUGUAUUUGGAUCGUGAGACACGUGCUUCUUACAGUUUAGUCGCCAUACCGCUGAGUGGUGAGAAUGUGCGCGUGGUGGUGCGCGUGCUGGAUGAGAAUGAUAAUGCGCCGACAUUUCCGCAACCGGUUAUGAAUAUCGAAUUUCCCGAGAAUACGCCGCGUGAUGUGAAGAGAACGUUAAAUCCAGCACGUGAUCUCGAUUUAGGUCAGUACAAUACACAGCGCUACAAUAUCGUGUCGGGUAAUGUGAACAAUGCUUUUCGUUUAUCGUCGCAUCGCGAACGUGAUGGUGUACUCUAUUUGGAUUUGCAAAUUAACGGUUUUCUCGAUCGUGAAACAACGCCGGGCUACAGUUUGGUAAUUGAAGCCUUGGAUGGCGGCAGUCCACCGCUGCGUGGUCAGAUGACUGUGAAUAUAACGAUACAGGAUGUGAACGAUAAUCAGCCAAUUUUCAAUCAGAGUCGCUAUUUUGUAACGGUGCCCGAAAACGCAACAGUUGGCACGAGCGUGUUGCAGGUAUAUGCCACAGAUACGGAUGCGGGCGAGAAUGGUUUGGUUGAAUAUUCCAUAAAUCGUCGGCAGAGCGAUAAGGAGCAAAUGUUUCGUAUCGAUUCCCAAACAGGUUUGAUUUCUGUCAAUAAACCUUUAGAUUUCGAAACUAAAGAGCUGCAUGAGCUUGUCGUAAUGGCGAAAGAUCAUGGCGAACAACCCUUAGAGACAACCGCCUUCGUAUCCAUACGCGUAACGGACGUCAAUGACAAUCUACCCACGAUCAAUGUCAUCUUUCUCAGUGAUGAUGCAACGCCCAAGAUCUCCGAGUCGGCGAAACCAGGCGAGAUCGUCGCACGCAUAUCCGUGAAUGAUCCCGACUCUAAAGCGGAAUACUCCAAUGUUAAUGUAACACUUAAUGGCGGCGAUGGUCAUUUUGGUUUGAAUACACGCGAUAACAUCAUAUAUUUGGUAAUUGUCUCACAGCCGCUCGAUCGUGAGUCGCAGUCAAAUUACACGCUCAGCGUUGUGGCUACAGAUAAUGGCACACCACCGUUGCAUGCUUCAAAAACCAUAUAUCUACGUGUAACAGACAUCAAUGACAAUGCGCCCGAGUUUGAGCAUGAAGUGUACCACGCGAAUGUGAUGGAAGUCGCCGAUCCGGGCACUUCCGUGCUCCAAGUCACCGCAUACGAUCUUGAUGAAGGCAAUAAUUCGGCGGUGAUUUACGCCCUUGCCGAUACACCCGAGACACAUGCCGAGUGGUUUCAAAUCGAUCCGCAUACCGGCUUGAUAACGACGCGCGCGCAUAUCGAUUGCGAAACUGAGCCAGUGCCGCAGCUCACGGUCAUUGCCAAGGAUAACGGACAUCCGCCGCUCUCAUCGACCGCUACUGUGCUGGUGACCAUACACGAUGUCAACGAUAACGAACCGAUAUUCGAUCAGAGUUUCUAUAAUGUGUCGGUGGCUGAGAAUGAAGCGGUUGGACGGUGUAUUUUAAAGGUGUCAGCCAGCGACCCAGAUUGUGGUGUUAAUGCAAUGGUCAAUUAUACGCUGGGCGAUGGCAUUAAACAGCUCGCCGAAUUCGAGGUACGCUCUGCCACUGGUGAGAUAUGCAUUGCCAGCGAAUUGGAUUAUGAGAAGCGUAAUUCGUAUGAAUUUCCAGUGAUAGCAACAGAUCGAGGUGGACUCAGCACCAUAGCGCGUAUAAAAAUCCAACUCACCGAUGUCAAUGAUAAUCGACCCGUUUUCUAUCCACGCGAAUACAACGUAUCGUUGAGGGAAACGGCUAGUGCCAGCGCCUCAACCACGCCCAUUGUCGCUGUGGUUGCCACCGAUGCGGAUGCGGGUCGUUUCGGCGCUGUGACCUAUCGCAUUGUGAGCGGUAAUGAAGCGGGCAUUUUUCGUAUUGAUCGUUCGAAUGGCGAGAUUUUCAUCAAUCGGCCGAAUAUGUUGUCGGUGCGCACCCAACCGAUGCAUGUGUUGAAUAUAAGCGCCAGUGACGGCGGCGGCUUGCGUAGUUCGGCGGAUGCAAUGGUAUUUUUGAGCAUCAUUGACGCCACACAGCGACCGCCAAUCUUUGAGAAGCCGCGUUACAGUUACCAUGUGAAGGAGGAUGUGCCGGGUGGCACAGUAGUCGGCUCGGUCAUGGCCACCAGCAGUGAUGCGGCCAAUCGUAAUGGUGUUCGAUAUUCCAUUUACUCCGGCGAUCCCGAGGGAUAUUUCAACAUUGACGCUGUAACGGGAAAUAUACGCAUUGUAAAUCCGUUGGAUCAUGAAACGAAACCACAAAUUUUACUUAACAUACAAGCAAUGAGUGGCGACCCACCAGCUUAUGGGCAUACUCAGGUCAACAUCGACAUCGAGGACGUCAACGAUAAUGCGCCCGAAUUCGAAACGAACUUGGUACGCAUAUCCGUGCCCGAGAAUGUCGAUCUCGACACACCACUCUACGCCGCGCAUGCGCACGACAAAGACUCCGGCAAGAGCGGCGAGAUCACCUACACCCUACACAUGAUUUCCACCGAGCAUUACGAAACUGUUGAGCAACAACAACAACAACAACAACAAAAAUAUCUUAGCAAUCUAACUACUACCCAGCAAUCCGCCCGCCCAACAUUAAACGCUUUCGCUGCUGGCUCACCAAAUGGCGCUUUAGCCAUACGCAGCCGUUUGGCAUCCGCCGGUAAUACAGCUUAUGCCGCUGGUAUUACCUCACUCUCCAAUUCUGCCAAUGCUAUGGCAGCAGCAGCAUCUACGUUGGGUAUAUCAUCGUCUGCCGUGAACCGUAUGACCGGUGUUGUUGUUGCUACUGCUGCUGGUGCUGCUGCUGGGGCUGGCGAACAAAAUCUUUUCGCAAUCGAUGCACGCUCGGGCCACCUAACACUGUCACGACACCUCGACUAUGAAAUGGCACAGCGGCAUGCGCUGAUAGUGACGGCGACGGACGGUGGUGAGCCGCCCUUAUCGUCCAACCUCACCAUACUGGUGGAAGUGCAGGAUGUCAACGAUAAUCCACCGAUGUUCGAACGCAACGAAUACUCAGUGAAGGUGUUGGAAUCGUUGCCGAUUAAUUCACAGAUCCUGCAAGUGACAGCAAUCGAUCUCGACACCGGCAACAAUGCGCGCAUCACCUAUCGCCUGGUGAGCAGCUAUAGCAACGGUCACAGCGUCAACAGCACAUUAUCCAAACUAUCUACACCAACACUGCUACACCCGAGUGGUGGCGCUACCAAGCAAACACUUUCCGCCGCCGACGCUGAGCUGGCACAACUAUUCGGUAUUUUCCCCAACAGCGGUUGGUUGUACUUGCGCGGCACAUUGGAUCGCGAGUCGCGCGAUCGCUAUGAGCUCACCAUUAUGGCCAGCGAUAAUGGCACACCGGCUGCACAUGCACGUGCACGUGUCGUCAUUGAGGUGUUGGACGCCAACGACAAUGACCCGCGCUUCCUUAGUGCCGUCUAUGAGUUCGUUAUUGAAGAGAAUAUGCGUCGUGGUGCAUUGGUCGGUGUGGUGGGCGCCACCGAUUUGGAUGUGGGUGAGAAUGCGGAGAUACGGUAUAGCUUGAUACCGACCAAUUCGAGCUUUCAAGUGAAUUCAAUUACAGGCGAGAUCACCACCCGCGAACCGCUCGAUCGCGAAUUGCGCGCCGUUUACGAUCUUGUUGCUGAGGCACGCGAUCAAGGCACCCCCUACCGUAGUGCGCGCGUACCCGUCAAAGUACACAUCACCGAUGUCAACGACAAUGCGCCGGACAUUGUUGAUCCGCAAGAGGAUGUGGUCAGCGUACGCGAAGAGCAACCGCCCGGCACUGAGGUGGUGCGCAUUCGUGCCGUCGAUCGUGAUAACGGCCAGAAUGCAUCGAUCACCUAUUCGAUAUUGAAAGGUCGUGAUUCGGACGGUUACGGCCUGUUCAGUAUUGAUGCGGUAACGGGUGUAAUUCGCACACGAGUCGUGCUGGAUCAUGAGGAUCGUAGUAUUUAUCGUUUGGCAGUAGCAGCAACAGACGGUGGCAAUCCACCAAAGCAGUCGAUACGUUUGUUGCGCGUUGAGGUGUUGGAUUUGAAUGACAAUCGACCGACGUUCACCAGUUCGAGUUUGGCAUUUCGGGUGCCCGAAGAUGCACCAGUCGGCUUUGUGGUGGGCUCUGUGAGUCCCAAUGAACGCAUCGAUCAACAAAAUAUGAUUGACAACAACAGCGAUCUCUUUGUUACCUACACGCUCACCUCAUUGGUGAAGGACGUGAUUGAAGGCGCCUUCGAUAUUGACCGACAUACGGGCUCACUAGUGGUAGCACGUCAACUGGAUCGCGAGACGCAAGCCGAGUUCCGCCUAGAAAUACGCGCGCUAGACACCAGCACCAGUAAUAAUCCGCAAAGCAGCGCCAUAACGGUAAAGGUGGAGAUCGAUGACGUCAAUGAUAAUCCACCGAGAUGGCUGAACGAUCCGAUUGAGUUGAAAAUUAGCGAAGCCACCGAUGUAGGCGCCAUUAUUUACAAUUUUACCGCCACAGAUGCCGACGCGGGUAGCAAUAGCUAUUUGCAGUAUAAGCUACUCAGUUAUACGCCAAUGAUGAUGAGUGGCGCUACCACAUCGAGUGGUGACAACUCAGCUGAGCGUGAAACAUCAGCCGAGCGCAAAGAUAAGGAGCCAAUUUUCAAUGUCGAUGCAUUAACUGGCGCUUUGACAUUACUCACUCCACUCGACUAUGAGACGACACCGCAAUACACACUCAUCGUGGAGGCCAUGGACCAAUCAUCGAAUGUAAGCACGCGUCUACGCACCAAAGUCACUGCUGUUUUGAAGGUGACCGAUGUCAAUGAUAAUGCACCACAAUUUGUAUCGCCUGCCGCUAGCAGUACACAAACGGAUCAACGUUUUCAUACGCCACCCGUUGCCAGCGUACGGGUGAGUGAUGCACUACGCAUUGGCGAAACGGUUGCACAUAUUGUUGCCAUCGAUAGAGAUGCGGGCGCAAAUGGUGAGAUCACCUAUGCCAUUGUCAGUGGUAAUGAUGCUGGUCAUUUUCGUAUCAACGCUCAGUCCGGCUACAUUGAGCUGGCUAAGCAACUGCAGCCGAUGGCAACGAGUGGCAGUGGUGAGUUGGCUACUGAUAUGAGUAAUCAGCAAAGAAAUCGAUACAACUUGGUGGUCAGUGCAAGUGAUCACGGCACGCCGACAGCCCGACAGUCGCAGUUGAAGUUACAAAUUCUGGUUCACGGCACCAAUAGUAAUCCACCACGCUUCCAUCAGUCGGUGUACUAUGCGAACAUUUCGGAAAGUGCGGUCUCAGGCACUUUUGUAUUGCAAGUAGCGGCGAAGUCCUUCAAUGGCGGCGAAAAUGGCAAUCUCAGCUACGAGAUACCAGCAGGUGUCGCCGAUAAUCGUUUUUACGUUGAUCGGCAGCGCGGAAUUGUCACCACACGCGGACAAUUUGAUCGUGAAACAAAAGCGCGCUACACGAUACCAAUCUACGUAUAUGACACCAAUAAUCUUGCCGCCGCCACCGUCGCCGCUACAAAUACUGCUGCUGCUGCUGCUGCUGCCACUUCUACGGCGGCAAGUGCAGCGACCACAACGAUCGCAACGACAACAAGCGGUAAUGGCUCAACACAACCACCAUUGCCAACAUCAGCGGUGGCAUCAAGUGGACAAUUUGAUAUUGCGACAAUAAUCAUCACAAUCAGCGACGUUAAUGAUCAUGCACCUGAAUUUCGUCCAGGCUCUUGCUAUGCACUCUCCGUGCCGGAAAACAACGAAUUCGCCGUCAUCCAUACGGUGGUGGCAACCGAUCUCGAUGAGGGCGCGAAUGGGGAGAUCUUUUACAAUAUUAUUGGUGGCAACAUAGGCAACCGAUUCAGCAUCGAUAUGCAUACGGGCGAAUUGGCAGCACGCUGUCUCGAUCGUGAACAGCAAUCUCGUUAUGUGUUACAAAUCCAGGCACAAGAUCGCGCCUCCUCCUCCCCUUACCAGGGCCAUUGCAAUAUCACGGUUAUUGUCGAGGAUAAUAAUGACAAUGAUCCGCAGUUUGAACAAACAAAAUACGUGGCGAAUAUAGCUGAGAAUGUGGCGAUCGGCGCAAGUGUUUUGCGCAUAAAAGCGACAGAUGCUGAUUUGGGUAUCAAUGCGCGUUUACUUUAUUCACUGGCUAAUGAGACACAAUGGCUGUUUGCGAUUGACAGCAAGACGGGCAUCAUCACAACAGUGGGCCCUCUUGAUCGUGAGCGCCAAAGUGUUUACAACUUUCUGGUCGUCGCCACAGAUGGCGGUCGCUACAGUGCGCGUUCGGCAGAGGUCCCCGUACAAAUUAUCGUCGAUGAUGUGAAUGACAAUCGUCCAGUAUUCGAACGUUACCCCUUCCGCGCUCAAGUGCCCGCACUCAUACAACCCGGGCAAAUGUUGUUGCAAGUUAGCGCCACCGAUAUUGAUGCUGGUCUUAACGGUGAAAUACUCUACUCACUGGGCAACAAUGCCGAUGCCGCGACACGCAAUAAAUUCCGCAUAAAUCCCAACACUGGCGUAGUGAGUGCCACACAGAGUCUGGCCAGCGAAUCGGGUCGCCUGCUGCAUAUCGAAGUGGUGGCACGCGACAAAGGCAACCCAGCGGCCACUGCACUCGGUCUUAUAGAGUUGCGCGUAGGUGAUGUUGCAGCUGGUGCGCCAGUGCUGCGUUUUCAAAACGACACCUACCGCUUGAGAUUGCGUGAAAAUACGUCGACAGGUACGAGCGUGCUGCAUGUGUCAGCGGUACGUAGCGAUGGAAGACGGCAACAGAUUUACUAUACCAUCGGUGCUGGUAAUGAGGACGGCGCAUUCAUCAUAGACGCCACCACCGGCGAGAUAAAAGUCGGCAAUGUAGCGUAUCUGGAUUACGAGCGAUAUUUCGGUACAACCGCCGAUGCAACCAUGACAGCAGGUGGUGCAUAUCGUGGACGUGCUAUGUACUAUGAAGAUGUCGCUGAGGAGUUUGCCUUGGAGAAUGUAACCGUCAGUAGCACGGCCACAGAGCAACAAAUACCAGAAAAUCUACAGUCGCGCCGCAAUCAACGUGAACUACAAACAACCAACGGCAAUGAAAAUAUGCAAUAUUCCGCCACCACAAUGCAGCCCCAUGAGCUGCGUCUAGUUCUCGUCGCACGCACUGAUGCCACACCUCACCUUUAUGCCUACGCGGAGUUAAUCAUCGAGCUGGAAGAUGAGAACGACAACAGUCCACACUUUACGCAAUCGCAAUACGCGACCACAGUGUGGGAGGGCAACAACAAGGGUACGUUUGUGGUGCAGGUGCAGGCUUUCGAUGCGGAUGCGGGCGCAAAUGCGCGCAUUCUCUAUCACAUCGUCGAUGGCAAUCACGAUAAUGCGUUCGUCAUUGAGCCCGCCUUUAGUGGCAUUGUAAAGACGAAUAUCGUGUUGGAUCGCGAAAUCCGUGACAUGUACAAGUUGAAGGUGAUCGCCACGGACGAGGGGGUACCACAAAUGACGGGCACGGCAACGAUACGUGUACAUAUUGUGGAUGUCAACGACAAUCAACCGACUUUUCCGCCGCACAGUGUGAUUAGAGUGAGCGAAGGCACAGAGCUGGGUACAGUCAUCACCACUGUUUCGGCCAAUGACGUGGAUACACAUCCGCCACUGACCUACCGUUUCGGCAACGAACUCCCGGACACUCAACAACUCAUGCAGAAACCGCUCUUUGCACUCGAUCGCUACAGCGGCAAGGUCACACUCAAGCGGCAACUGGACUAUGAGGAUCAGCAGGAGCACCAGCUGGAAAUCAUUGCCUCCGAUACGGCACACGAGGUGCGCACUACGCUAACGGUACGUGUAACGGACGAAAAUGACAACGUGCCCAUUUUCGAUGCACAACUUCCGCCCGCUUAUGCCGCCACGCUGCCCGAUCAACAAGUGAUUAGUUCGAGCGCCGCUGCCUCCACGGAUAUAGAGUUGGUCACGGUCAAUGCCACAGACGCCGAUGCUGAAGGUCGCAACUCGGAGAUACAUUACAGCAUAGAUCCGCCAUUGCGCGGGUUUAGCAUCAACGAGCAGUCCGGUGCAGUGUCCGUGAAUAUGACACGCCUUGGCGGAGUUGCCGACGAUCUUUACGUAAUGAUAACCGCGCAAGAUGGCGGUGUCAUGCCGCUGAAAAGUUCGACUGUUUUACGUGUGCGUGCCAGCAAAGGCAAUAGCGGGCGCGUACAAUUUUUACAAACGCAAUAUCGCGCUCAAAUCAAUGAAGCCGCGCCACUCGGCACCGUUGUACUGCGUCUCAGUCAGGAUGUGCUGAAUGCACAGGCAGAACGCGCUGCUGGCACGUUGCUGUUCAAAAUAAUUUCAGGUAAUGAGGACGGUGCCUUCGAAGUGUAUCAAUCGCGCGCUAUAAUAUUGGUGAAGCCCUUGGAUCGUGAGCGCACAGACAUCUACAAGCUGCGCUUGGUAGUGGGCGAAGCGCAUGCCUCGUCGCAGCAGCUAUUGGCACAGGCAGCCGACAAUUCGAGUACCGCAAUCAAUGUAUUUGUCACCGUGGAGGAUGCAAAUGACAAUGUACCGUUGUUCUCUAGUGAUGGCAAGUACGAAGCUGAGGUAAGUGAGCUUGCGCCGCUGCGCCAUGCCAUUGCCAAACUCGUCGCAACCGAUGCUGACCUAGAGAAUACGCCCAACUCGGAGGUGGUGUACGAUAUAACGUCGGGUAAUGACGAAGGUAUGUUCACCAUCGACCUCGUGUCCGGUGUGUUGUUCGUGAACAACAAAUUAGACUUUGACACUGGCGAAAUGUGCUACGCGUUGGUGAUACGCGCCUGUGACAGUGCGACGGAGCCGCUAUGCAGCUUGCAACCAUUCCGUUUGACUUUGCGCGAUGAAAAUGAUAACGUGCCCGGUUUUCCUGUCGACGAGUAUGUCGAGUUUGUGGGUGAGAAUGAGCCAGUUGGCACUAGCGUGUUUACAGCGCGUGCAACCGAUUUGGAUCGCGGUGCUUACGGUCGUCUCAACUACACUGUCGAUCAUGAGGCUGUAGUGGGCUUAGAUGAUGUAUCCUGGAAGCUGUUUCGCAUCGACCCGCAUACCGGUAUUGUCACCUCGAAUGCUGUGUUCGACUAUGAGCAGCGGCAUCGUUACGACUUUGUGUUGCGCGCCACCGACAGUGGUGGCAAGUCAGCGCGGGUUAAAGUUCGCAUUGAAAUUGAAUCGAAAGACGAGUUCGCGCCACAAUUCACGGAGCGCACCUAUCGCUUUGUGAUGCCAUCGCCGUCAACGGGCUACCUGCCGCUGGGCUAUGUUGUGGGCCAAGUGACGGCAACGGAUCGCGAUAACGGCCCAGAUGGACGUAUUGUUUACCAAUUAAGUUCUCAGCAUGCCUACUUUAAGGUGAACCGCACGACUGGCGCGGUAGUGAUCAAAAAGAAAGUCGACGACAAUUUCGAUGACGGACGUGAUAUCAGCUUAGUGAUUGCAGCGAGCUCUGGCAGGCAAGGUUCGCUAACCAACAUGACAGUUGUAGAGAUUUCGCUGGAUCCACUAGCCAGCUUGGGAACGAACUUGGCGAGUAGUGGCGGCGCAUCUAGCGGUGGUAGCGGCGUUGCUGAUUGGUUAGUGGGCCUGAUUGUCGCAGUGCUGUUGGUACUAUGCGCAGUUGCUGGAAUUUUUCUGUUCGUGCGAAUGCGCAGCCGAAAACCUCGUAAUGUUACAAAACCACACUUAAGUACAGAGACGGUUGGUGCUUCGAAUAGUUACGUCGAUCCGAGUGCCUUCGACACGAUACCCAUAAGAGGUGGCGUAAGUGCUGCAAUGGCCGGUAGUAGUAGUAGCGGUGGCGUAACGGCAUCUGCCGCUGGACAAUUCGCGCCACCCAAAUAUGAUGAAAUACCGCCUUACGGUGCGCACGCGGCAAGCUCCAAUUCUGGCGCAGCGACAACAUCUGAACUCUCCGGCUCCGAGCAAUCUGGGUCUAGCGGCCGCGGCUCAGCAGAGGACGAUGGCGAAGACGAAGAAAUACGCAUGAUCAACGAAGGACCUUUGCAUCAUCGGAAUGGCGCUGGCGGCGUGAAUGGUGAAGACGGACGUAUUUCUGACAUCUCCGUGCAGAAUACCCAGGAAUACCUGGCACGCUUGGGCAUUGUGGAUCGUGAAGCGAAUGCUACAGUGGCAACAUCAAAUUCCUCGCAUCGCUGUUCGGAGGGCAUGGUUGGCUCUCAAAAGGACACACACCUCCAUCAUCCGCUACAAAUGCACAUGUACGACGAGGAUCCCGCCGCACAAACAGACAUUACCAACCUUAUCUAUGCCAAAUUAAACGACGUUGCUGGUGCUUCUUCCGAUCGGGCCAGCAGCACAGACGAAGCAGCCACAACGGCUGGUGGUGCAGGUGUAACAGUCGACCGUGUGAUAAACUUCACUAAUGUGCCUGUCGGUCAUGUGCCGAACGUCGGGCAUCCAGCCAAUGUGGGACCACCCAUGAACGGUUCACUAAGCUCCAUUGUGCACAGCGAAGAAGAGCUCACUGGCAGCUACAACUGGGACUACCUCCUCGACUGGGGUCCACAGUACCAGCCACUGGCGCAUGUGUUCUCCGAAAUCGCACGUCUCAAAGACGACAAUAUGUCUGUGCAUAGUGGUAAUAGUGGCGCCUCGUCGAGCGCUAAGAGUAAACAGUCGCAAGCGCAUUCCAUCGGUACCGUAAAAACGCAUAUACCGCCACCACUGUUGACGAACGUUGCGCCACGCGCAAUCAAUAUGGCAGUAUUAUCCGGCGCUGGCGUGGGCGUACGUCUGCCGCAAAACGCUCAACAUCAUAUUGCCACAACAGCCCUAGGUGGUGGGCCGACCACAGGCGGUCAAGUGAAUGCCAGCGGUCAGUACAUGGCACCACGUUCACCCAUCAGUCAUGAUACGCCAGGUGGUUUCAGCACAUCGACUGCAAUGUCGCCAUCCUUCUCGCCUUCGCUCUCACCGCUCGCAACACGAUCUCCCUCGAUAUCACCGCUCGGUGGUGUGACGACUGGACAUCAUCUAGUAUCGCUGCCACGGCAUGCGCCACAGCCAACACAGCGGGGGAAAAAUGCUAUGCUCGUGGAGCAGGAAAUGCGUGGUGUGCGAAUGUGAUGAAAGAGAGUGCAGCAAGACCGUUGAACGCUUAAAGAGAGGGCGAGGUAGAAAGAGAAAGAGAGAGAAAAAUAGAGAUAAAGAAAAAGAGGAGAUUUUGACAACCAACAAAGUGAUCAUUAGUUUUGUAGGCUGGUCUAUCAUAGAUACAAUAUUUUUGUAAGUGUAUUUAUGAAAGUGUAAGUGUAUGUAGUAUAACAUAUAUCAACAUAUGUACGUGUAUGUAGGCAUAGUGCCAAUACCGUUUCCGUUUUAAAGGAACAAAAAAGAAUUAGAAACAGCGACAGCGAGCAAUGAAGAGAAAAUUAGGUAAACAAAGAGUACUUUGGAGUUUGGUGGGUAACGGUAUAUACCAAAAUAGUAUAUAUAUAUUUAUAUUGUUGUUGCAUUGGGCAGAUAUUCAAAAUUAUGCCGCACUCACCACUCUCGGCUGUGGCAUUAAGCAUUUUAGCCUUAACUAAAGCGUAAUUUUAAUUAUAUUUAAACAAUUUGUACAGUUAAUAUUAUAGGAGUAUAGUUAGUUACUGUUACAAUUCGAAUUGUAAGAUGUGUGCACGUGUGCUUACAAAAUUGCCGUUAGUUUUUAAGUUCACACUCACCCAUUCAUCGCCACAUAUGCAUAGACGUACAUAUAUUCCCACCACAAAUACCACAACAACAGAAAAUUCGACACGCAUUUUUUAAAAAACAGAUUAUUUUAAUACGGAAAAAAUACUCAUACAAACACAUCCCUUACCAAGAAGAACCCAAAAUAUUCACCAUUUAUACACAAAUACUCACCACUAUAUUAAAAGUUGUGGAACUUUUUAAGUUUUAUGCCUAAUAAGUGAGAAGAUCAACAGUUCGGACGAAAAACAAAUUUUUAAAUUAAUCACAAAUUGAAAUUCAAACUCUCCGAAAUAUAAUUUUACGAAAAUGGUUCGUUGUUAUCGAAAAUUGCUCUCUGUUCGAUACACAAGUUACUCGGGCAAUACAGUUAUUCGCGAUUGCUCGUAGCAGAGAGAGAGAGAGUGAUAGAGCUCAACGACCACAAAUGAAGGAAGUUUUUAGGAUGGGAUGUCUCGAGAAUAUUGCUCCUUGUUGCCGUUGGUGCCGUCAACCUUGAUGUCGUUGUCACGUCAACGCUAAAUUGCUAUUGCUUAAAGUAUUACAACGACGACGACAGUUUAACGUUGAAGUAAAUGUCAUUUGACAAUUUCGGUUUAUGUAUAAAAUUUGGCAAAUGUCUUUUUCUUUUGCCAACACCUUUGGUUGGUGACAUUUGCAGGAGCUGUGGCUUGCUCCACUUCAUUGCAAUGCAACUCUGGUAGACACAGCUGGAUGCGUGCGGUACACAUUACCGACUUAUUCUGCGAGUCGUUCUAAAAAUUUCGUUUUCGGAAUAUUUAUCUUCUGCAGUUACCUUGCAAAGCACCUUCUGGAUUUGGAUGUCUGAUAAUUGUGGCAAGUUCGCUACACCUUCUUUCAGUGGACACAGUUUUAUUGGCUGUACCGUCUAAGUUUGGACGCGAACAAAUCAAAACAUCUUAUCCCUUUAGAUCGCUUCUCUUUUAUAAUAACAGGUCUUUUUUUAAUGGGACUGUAAAUAAUACAUAGAAUCGGCUACCACUUUAAUUACUUUUGCUGUAGCUGUAGGAAUGAAGAACAGAAGGAGUCUAUUCAACGCCGCCUCUGUCAGUGUUCAGUCUUGACACCUGCGCGACACAAGUUCAUAGGGAAAUCUCGUUGCUUUUAUAAGGCACAUGAAAUUGAUUGAACAUUUGAGAAGGUGAAGACCAGCAGCCGUAUCAAGUAAACUCUAUUCAUUCCAUUCCCAUUCACUCAAGUUCGUUUUACCCUUGAAUCAAGAUUAGUCUGGUGUUAAAUAUUUACGCUUUGAGCCAAUAAGAUUCUCGGAAAUUUCAAAUCCAGCUUUUCAUUUAUUAGAAAAAACAGUAAACCAGAAAAUUUGCCACAAUGAGGGUCCAUAGAGGAAUAGAGUGUUUCCAGGCAUUUAUUAAAAACACUCACUGAGCUGCGGUUAUUUUUUAAUCUCUCUUGCUCUCCUACAGUUGUAUAAAACAAAUUAAUGCUUCGCGCUCUAUUCCAAAAAUUUGCCUUUCAUGAUUGUCUACUGUAAAGUAUUUCCCUUAAUUUUAUAGAUGAGAAAACAUUUCAUUUUGGGCAUAGACUGAUUUAAAGUUUUAUAAUAUAAUAUUAUUACUUCCGUCUUCUGGGCGAUUUAUGUGACGUUUCUAAGAACGCCCAUUGCCCACUACAGUAAUCGUGGUGCGUAACUUAUCUAUGCUUACCAGAAGGAUAAUUAUUGUAUAUUUUGAUCAACAUCGGCUGACUGCACAAUUUUCUUUCUCUUUAAAGUUUAAUAAACAAAACAAAAUUGAGAAAAAAAAUUAUGUAUUGUAGGUGCUUGCAGAAGGUCUAACCUUAAAACACACUCUGAAUUCUCUCUUAAUAUAAGCACACUCUCUUCAGUGCCUUCAAGAAGAGCGUUAUAUUUACUCUUUGGAUAACCAUUCAAUUCUUGCCUUAAUCUUAGUAACUCAAAUCUCAAAUUUAAUAAAAUUAUGUGAACUCUCUUUUCCAAGGUGUUUUGAACAAACCCCUGCUGAGUUUUUCGUUGCUAAAAUUUAGCGUUAUCUUGCCUUUAUGAAGACAACAUUUUUGCAUUUUCAAUAUUAGCAUGCUUUUGGCACAGUACUGCUUAAAAGACAUCAUACUACACUGGAAAAAAAAGAAUUACACAAAAUGUCACAUAGAAACUUAUAUAUGUAAAUAAAAUUAUGAAAUAAAGACUACAAAGCCAACAAAGACUCUUUAUAGAAAUUAGAUUGCCUUAGUUGAAGUAGUGUUCGCACAAAACUACAGAAAAGAAAUAUAAAAAAAUAAAAAUAAAAUAAAAACAACACAC